Sphaeramia orbicularis (orbiculate cardinalfish) is the source of this 1909-nucleotide messenger RNA. Its product is annotated as desmocollin-3-like. Gene Ontology annotation, biological process: adherens junction organization; cell-cell junction assembly; cell-cell adhesion mediated by cadherin. Gene Ontology annotation, molecular function: cadherin binding; beta-catenin binding; calcium ion binding. The transcript has 4 exons. The record is from RefSeq and is a predicted model, not a curated record. Gene Ontology annotation, cellular component: catenin complex; adherens junction; plasma membrane. Lineage: Eukaryota; Metazoa; Chordata; Actinopteri; Kurtiformes; Apogonidae. Bases 482 to 1909 code for a protein of 475 amino acids.
ACCCAACAUCAGUUGUUAAUUUCCAGUCCUCAACAUGAAGAAAACCGACUUUGCUUUUUGUGUCUAGUGGAUAUAAAUAAACAACUGUAUGCGUUUUGGAACUUAGGUUUGCCAUGAACAUUACCAGACUGAUCAUACGUACUUCUGUUUUAAUUUUUGACGAGUGAUGUUCUAAGCUGAGGUGUGGGAAUGAUGGUGGGAGGAGGAAAACCACCCCACUUUAAGGAUCAAUCCAUGUACAGACCAGUGUGGCGACUCAUAUUAUGGAGUUGUUUUUUAUUUUUUUGAGGGAAUUCUAUGAAGCGAUUCUUUGGACUAAACCCUGUGGACACUGUCGGCUUCACUGCGCUGUGAAAAAGACCGCAACCCUGUAACAUUCAAGUGCUUUUGUGGGUGUUUACCAGUAUUUGUGUAUGCCCAUGGUGGUAUGACACAGCGGAGGUGAGAGGGGAAGACGAUUCCAGACCACCCUUUCUUUACAAUGAGAGUUCCAGCCAGCGUGGCUGCAGUUUCCUGUCUUUGUCCUCUGGUGGUCUUCCUAUGUGUCAUCUCCCAGAGUUGUUAUGGGACCCAGGUCGAUCUGAGCCCUCACGCUAACCCUAACCCCAGCCUAUACCCAAACCCGAGGCACAAAUCACUGCCAGAGCCCAGCCCUGUCCCAAAUUCCAACAAAGAACCUGCGCAUAUGUCGUCGGUCAAGCGCGGUCAGCUCGGCAGUUCCAACCACAACACUUGGAACAAGCCCCAUUCGGAGACAAGAGUUGACUCCAAUCCCUCUCAUACCGACAAUUACAGGUCCAAUGCAAACUUCCCAUCAGCGGUCUCCCAAGCCACAACUAGCUUAAACGCCAGACUUAAGCUACAGCUGCAACCCAAACACGUCUCGAAUUCAAGGCAAGGGCUGGUCUUUAAAACAAAUUCUAAUCUGCCGGCAAGGAAUUCCUCAAACAUCCCAAAGGAGUCGUCAAAAAGCAAUUCGAGAGCCAACCCAAAACAAAGGCUGGGGUCACUCCUGCAGACCAAACCCAAAGCAGUCCCCAAUUCCAAGGCCGGCAACAAGCCUAAGACCAAUUCUGAGUCUCUAUCCAAAACUAAAAUAUCGUCCAUAUCCAGUCCAAAUGUACAGUCCAACUCAUCCGGUAAUGUGAAUCCUAAUCCCUUCUCCGGUUCCAGUGCGGCAUUGGUGUCUGGUUCUAAAUCCCAUUCUAAAGUCAAGUCAUCGUCACUAUCUAAUGCCAGAGCUGACUCCAAGGUCACCAACCCAAAUGUGAAAACACCAAUCAGAUCACAGAGGAACCAGACCAAGUUCCUGGACACAGAUAAGGAUACUAGUCAUCGGCCAAAGAGGGGAUGGAUCUGGAACCAGUUCUUUGUUCUUGAGGAACACAUUGGACCUGAACCACAGUACGUCGGAAAGCUCCACUCCAACUCUGACAAGGGUGACGGCUCUGUGCGCUACAUCCUGUCCGGAGAAGGGGCCGGUUCUAUUUUCAUCAUUGACGAGAUGACUGGUGACAUCCACGCCGCCAAAAGCCUGGACCGCGAGAGGAAGUCCCAGUAUGUUCUACACGCCAGGGCCAUCGACCGCUGGACCAACCGCUCUUUGGAGACGGAGUCCGAGUUCAUCAUCAAAGUUCAGGAUGUCAAUGACAACGCCCCGACCUUCCCAGAUGGACCUUUCUCGGCCUCUGUACCAGAGAUGUCCGAUAUUGGGACGUCUGUUUUCCAGGUGACAGCAUCGGAUGCAGAUGACCCGACCUAUGGGAACAGCGCCAAGAUAGUUUACAGCAUCCUGGAGGGACAGCCCUAUUUCUCCGGUGACCCUAAGACAGGUAACCUGGUUCUGUGCUCACAUUUAACUGCAGCUGUGGGAGUUCAGACCGGACGGGUGAUUGAGGAGUUCGGCUGA